This is a messenger RNA of Pseudophryne corroboree (corroboree frog), 3382 nucleotides long. RefSeq names its product cholinergic receptor nicotinic alpha 10 subunit (gene CHRNA10). Lineage: Eukaryota; Metazoa; Chordata; Amphibia; Anura; Myobatrachidae. The coding region runs from base 242 to 1753 and encodes 503 amino acids. Gene Ontology annotation, cellular component: neuron projection; synapse; postsynaptic membrane. Gene Ontology annotation, molecular function: acetylcholine-gated monoatomic cation-selective channel activity; transmembrane signaling receptor activity. Gene Ontology annotation, biological process: signal transduction; chemical synaptic transmission; regulation of membrane potential. The record is from RefSeq and is a predicted model, not a curated record. The transcript has 5 exons.
AGAGAAGUGAAGCAGCGUGAGGACAGAGCAGUGACACAAGCAGCAGAGACUGGCACAGGAUGGGUGGUGAGGGGAGCAGGAAUAACCAUUAGAGAGGGGGAGGACACUCAGGACAUGCUGGGGUACAGUGGCAGAGUGACGGGCACUCCGCUGAGUGUGUGACCAUCUGUCCCACUGCCAGGGCUCCGAGGGGCAUGCAUCUGACAGCACUUCCAGGGAUCUGACCUGCACCCGGCUCAUCAUGAAACUCCUGUCUCUGCUCAGCUGCUGUCUCUCCCUCCUGCCAGGUGCUCUGGGGGCUCAGGGGAAGUUUGCCUACAAGCUGAUGAACGACCUGUUUGCCAAUUACUCCAACGCAUUGCGGCCAGUGGAAGACAUGGACAAAGCCAUGAAUGUGACGCUGCAGGUCACCCUGUCACAGAUCAUCGACAUGGAUGAGCGCAAUCAGAUCCUGAUGGCCUAUCUGUGGAUCCGACAGGUUUGGUUUGAUGCCUACCUGCGCUGGAACAAGGAUGAUUAUGAUGGUCUCGAUACCAUCCGCAUACCUAGCAGUUAUGUAUGGAGACCCGAUAUAGUCCUAUAUAACAAUGCUGACGACCAGUUUACUGGCUCCAUGGAGACCAAUGUUGUGAUAAGAUAUGAUGGGCAGAUCAUGUGGGACUCUCCGGCCAUUACCAAAAGCUCCUGCAAAGUAGACGUCUCUUUCUUCCCAUUUGAUGCUCAGCAAUGUCGCUUGACCUUUGGUUCAUGGACGUAUAAUGGCAAUCAAAUUGACAUCCUAAACCACCUAGACACAGGUGAUCUGACAGAUUUUGUUGAGAACGUGGAAUGGGAGGUGCUGGGAAUGCCAGCCAAGAAGAACGUUAUAACCUACGGGUGCUGCUCUGAACCUUACCCUGAUGUUACCUACACAUUAAUGCUGAAGAGGAGGGCCUCCUUCUACAUCUUCAACCUUCUCCUUCCCUGUGUGAUGAUCUCAUUCCUGGCCCCUCUAGGAUUCUACCUCCCAGCAGACUCUGGAGAGAAGGUGUCUCUGGGUGUAACUGUUCUGUUGGCUCUCACCGUGUUUCAGCUGCUUGUGGCAGAGAGCAUGCCACCCUCAGAAAAUGUGCCACUUAUCGGAAAGUAUUACAUUGCCACCAUGACCAUGAUCACAGCCUCAACAGCAUUAACCAUCUUCAUCAUGAAUAUUCAUCACUGCGGCCCAGAGGCAAAACCGGUCCCCAAGUGGGCAAAGAAGUUUAUCUUGCAGUAUAUGUCCAGGAUAUUCUUUGUCUAUGAGGUGGGCGAGAGCUGUAAGAGGCCCAAACCUGAGCCAGAGAAACCACCCAAAGUACAAGUCGGGAAUGGACAAGCCAAACGGGAGGAACCCGAAGCCAUAAUUAAGAACUGUGCCGGCAGUGGCCCAACGGGUAAAGUGAUAAGAGAAGACUCAGACUUUGGGCAUGAAGAUGUUUCAAGCAAUGGCCAUGGUGCCUGGAAGGAGACUGGGGCAUAUGACAAUGGUGAUCAGUGUGGGGGUGGGAAGGGAAGCGGGUACGCCGAGUGCCCCAAGGACCAUUGUCUGUGCCACAAUGAGCGCCUGCUUAAGAACAUUGAAUACAUGGCCAACUGCUUCAGGGAACAGAAGGCGGCACAGAAACGGACUGGAGAGUGGAAGAAGGUGGCCAAGGUGAUGGACCGCUUCUUCAUGUGGGUGUUCUUCAUCAUGGUGUUCUUCAUGAGCGUGCUCAUUAUGGGCAAAGCAAUCUAACAGGCAUUGUCCUAGGACAAGCCACGUGUUCCCAGGCAUGGUGCAUGGUGGAGAUACCAGCUCCAUCGUCUGCUGCCAGGUUGUCUAACUCUAUUCUGGAAGAUUCACAACAGUUCCACAAGGUCGCCCAAAGCAUAUUAACCGUAACCAUCCGUUGCACACAAGUACUCUGCCAUUCUGACCAUCUCCUGAGGCGUCCGCUUGUUGCAGAUCAUCAUGUGACAAGAUUGUUUCAUUGUUCGGACAACAAUAAAUAUCCUGCCGUAGCCCCAACAACUCCCAAAUGCUGGAGAAUGUGCCGGUUGUGUGUGUAUAUGAGUAUUCCACCAUUGCCCAACUAUCACUCAUCAGUCCUGGGGCGGGGAUAUCUAUGGAAGACAAAACGUCUCUACAGCCACCACGUGCAAGAGCCUCCAGCAAACCUAAUACACCUGGGACACAAGUGUCUAGGGCUUAUGUGCGACCUGAGGGCAAUUUAUUUAGGAGCAGGUGAAGUCAGUAUUUGCCAUUAAUAUGUAUGAAAGGCUGUAUAUUACCCAGCUAAAUCAGAUGUGCGAAAUAACGGCAGUAUAAGUAUAUGGGCCUGACGCGGUUUGACGCAGUUGGGUCCGACGCUAACUCAAAUUUUCUAUUUUUUAAAUACUGGGACGCCCAUUUGCAGCUGUUAAUCCAUCACAGUGCGCCGAAACUCGCAUCAGCCCUAUGGGGGGCACAGUUUCUCCGCCCGAACAUGGCGUCCUGUGUGAGCGGCUGUGCGUCGUUAGAUGCAGCCGCUGUCAGCGACACACCUACGACAUGCCCGCUCUAACCCGUAACACUUUUUAUGCAAAGCGAUAGAUAAACAACGCAGCCGGCGGGUGUCUCUCUAUGAAAUCCAGCAGCUGUGGCUUUAGCAUAAAAACUAUUGCCGCAGCAGUAGUAAAUGACGCCGUCAUGGCGGCAUUAGCGUCUGCAGCUGAAUCUGGCUCUGUUUCACCAUCUGGAGCAGGUUACACUAUUAGGAGAGAGGAGAUUCCCUGGCAGAGCCGGCAGACAGUGACUGACAGGUUUUCAGACUACUACGUGGAUUGGUAAAUUCAUAUAUAGGGGCAGGGCCAGUGAUGUCACAGCAGCUCAAAUGACUGCAGACUCAGCCUGUUGACCUGCUUAAAUACCAACUAGGGCCUACUGAAUUUGUAAAGGUCAUAGCUGUCUUUAACUUAAAGGGGAAGGUACAUUAAUAUAUUGAUUUGUAACAGAGCCGCUGUGAAUUAUCAGAGUAGCACAGUAUUUAUCCUUCUUGGUUACUAUUGUAAAUGUGGCUUUAGUGGCCCAGUAUAUAACUAAAUGAAACAUUAUGUACAUAUAUUUAACCAGCAGAGGGUAAAACUUGGAGCUCCGUAUGUAGAGGUAUAGAAUAUUUAUAUUAAAAACCAACGUUUGUAGUCAUCUGCAGUAUUUGUGAGAUGCUGUAUUAAUGCCAAACGCUCCCCAUGAGUGUACAGUAUAGGAGGCUAGCAUAGCAGCAAUGUAUGUGUUACAAUGAAUGCAAUGCCCCAUACACGUGUAAUGUAGCGGGGGAUGAGGGGGGAUGGCGCUCGUGUUAUGUAAAUGCUGGUAAUGGGAUUAAACAUCUGCUACGUGUAACAA